AUGAAUCCCGCCGAGCACGAUGAGGCCGUCUCGCAGUUCUGCGCCAUGACCAGGGCGCGCCCCGACGAGGCACAAGAAUAUCUGGCAACUAACGGCUGGGAUCUCGAAGCUGCAGUUACAGAGUUCUUCGCAGAACAAGACGAGACCGCGGGGUCGAAUGCGCCAGCAGGCCAGCCUUCCGCCCAGUCCUCAUCGUCUACUCCCAGAGAAUCCUCAUCGACCCGGAAACAGCCCCAGAAGAAGUUCGCAACAUUGGGCGACCUUACAUCAGGAGCUGCCGAUAGCUCUGAUGAUGAGGACGACGAGAACCAGGAUUUCUUUGCUGGGGGUGAAAAGUCCGGGCUAGCCGUACAGAACCCAGAUGACCUCAAGAAGAAAAUCAUAGAGAAAGCCAGAAAGACUCAGCUCCCGGCAUCUGAUGACAAUGAACCGAGACGAAACUACUUCACUGGCUCCGCCCGAACAUUAGGUGGUGAGGACACACCAAGCAGAGUUAUUGACGCUCCGAGCGCGCCCGUUGAGUCGCAGAUUCCUCGCCGCGUGCGACGCACUCUGCACUUCUGGGCGGACGGAUUCUCCGUGGACGAUGGUGACCUGUACCGAUCCGACGACCCUCAGAACGCCGAGAUCCUGAACAGCAUCCGACAGGGCCGCGCCCCGCUCUCGAUCAUGAACGCACAGCAUGGACAGGAUGUGGAUGUCGAGAUCAAGCAACAUGACGAAAAGUAUGUUAGGCCAAAGCCUAAGUACAAGCCUUUUGCCGGCAAAGGACAGCGACUGGGAAGCCCAACACCCGGUGUUAGGGAACCUACCACCUCUGAACCGGCAACUGCGCCUCAAUCCAGCUCCGAACCUCCCAAGACGAAUGUGGAUGAAUCCCAGCCUGCUGUUACUCUACAGAUCCGUCUCGGUGAUGGAACCCGUCUUACCUCUCGGUUCAACACUACUCAUACGAUCGGCGAUGUUUAUGAUUUUGUAUCCGCUGCUAGCCCUCAAAGUCAAGCUCGCCCGUGGAUACUGUUAACUACUUUCCCCAGCAAAGAGCUGAGCGAUAAGGCAGCAGUACUUGGCGACCUGGCCGAGUUUAAGCGUGGUGGAGUGGUUGUACAGAAAUGGCAAUAA
Aspergillus mulundensis is the source of this 1122-nucleotide messenger RNA. Its product is annotated as protein phosphatase regulator SHP1. The transcript is spliced from 3 exons. Lineage: Eukaryota; Fungi; Ascomycota; Eurotiomycetes; Eurotiales; Aspergillaceae. Gene Ontology annotation, biological process: membrane fusion; nuclear membrane reassembly; autophagosome assembly. Bases 1 to 1122 code for a protein of 373 amino acids. Gene Ontology annotation, molecular function: ubiquitin binding. Gene Ontology annotation, cellular component: cytosol; nucleus. The record is from RefSeq and is a predicted model, not a curated record.